Molecule: messenger RNA, 3057 nt
Organism: Mus caroli (Ryukyu mouse)
Lineage: Eukaryota; Metazoa; Chordata; Mammalia; Rodentia; Muridae
Source: RefSeq, a predicted model, not a curated record
GUUGCGCAUGCCAGAGCCCUUCACUCGCUGCUCAGUACCGAACCUACCCCAAACCCUGUGAGGUGCUCCGGCGGCGCGGCCCCGCCCUCUUCGCCCCGCCCCUCUCAGCCAGGCUCAGGUGCACAAGCCGGAAGUGCGCUCUUUGCCCAGGUCCUGGGUCGCAGGUGCCCUCCUCGACCCAAGAUGCGGUAGGAAUUGGCGCCUUGGGGAAGUCCUGUCCUUGGCGUCACCAACUCGUCGCCUAAACUCAUGGCGACCCCAGGCCUGGGGCUGCUCUUGGCGUUUGGUUUGCCGAUGCUGCCCUCCGGCUGGAGCGUAACAGCACCGGACCCUUUCACAAAUAGCACAACUCAACCCCCAGGCGAUGAGUCCAACGGGGGCCUGUCUUCAGGGGCUAUUGUAGCCAUCACUGUGGUCUUUUCCAUUCUGGGAGUCGUCCUUCUAGCAGUGGGGCUGUUUCUGCUCAUGCGAAAACUUCGGGAAAAGCGGCAGACAGAGGGCACCUACCGGCCCAGCAGUGAGGAGCAGUUUUCCCACGCAGCAGCUGAGGCCCGGGCCCCCCAGGACUCCAAGGAGCCAGUGCGGGGCUGCCUGCCCAUCUAGCUCCUCCCCUCCUUCCCUGUCAUCCAUCUUCCCUUCCUUGCUGUGUGACCCUGUGGGAAGGCAACGCCCUCUUUGGGCAAUCAGACUCACCCAAUGCUUAAGAAUAGAAGGGAAGAAAGUUCUUCAAAGACCUUGACUUUGAAGGCAAGCAGGAUGGGACUGCUCACUUUUUAUAUAUUUAUAUGAAAUUGAUAGGGACAAUAAAGGUUUUUUGUUUUUGUGGUAUGAGAUAAAGAUUUUAGCUGUAAGCUCUUUGGGGUCCUUAUGGGCUGGAAGUUGGGAUAAGAGCCUUCAGAUGAACCUUAAAGAUGCUUAGAGGUCACUUGGAGUGGUGGAUGAGGUAGGUUUCAGAAAGCCCCAGAUAAAUUUAUCAAGGAAAAGAAAUUCAGCUUUAUUAGUUGGGAACCCCUCACACUCCUGAUCUUAGUUUUCGAAACACUUCUUCAGAUCAGCAACUCGAGGUUGCUUGUCCUGUGGCCUUUGCUGCGUGCUUACAUGAGAGACAUAAGUGGGGGCUCCCAGCUCCUCGAGGGAUUGUACACAAGCCUGGCCCAGGAGGACCUGGGGAGGCUGGUUUCUGGGGUUCUCUGCAGAAUGGGAGCACGAGGGAGACGAAAUGGAUUGUAAUCUUUGGACAGCAUCAGAGUUGGGCUCUGUGGAGACAAGAAGCUGGGGGCUUUCUGGAGGACUGUACCUAGUGGGGACUCUGAGGAGCUUGGGGCAAGGGCUUUGUGAGGGUCUAGGAUCCAGCUUGCUGAGAGAGGGCCUGGGGUCCCCAUGGCUUGGGGGGCUCUGCUGAAAUGGCUGAGAACAGGAGUUCUUUGAGUAGCUUACAACCUCUGAAAAUGGGGUGUCUUGCAGAAGUGACAGGUCACCAGGUAGGGACCAAGGCUGAGGAUCCAGGGAUCUCUUGUCUUCUUCCAGUUGCCAUGGUAACCCCACUGGGAUGUCAGGCUGGGCAGAACAGGAUGGAGGGUAUGGUUGAUGUCAGAAAGGGGAAGAAACUGACAGGUGGGGAGGGGGGUAGUGGGGAGGGGGUUCUCACCAGGCAGGAGCAGCUCUCUGAUGUCCCUCGCUGACAGCAGUCUAAGCUCUGGCUGGCCCUCUGCAGGUCGCCACUCUUGGUUUCCACAUUCAGACUGUCUAGAAUCUCACUCAGUAGAUCCAGCUCUUCUCCAGACCCCAGAAAGCUGCCAUCUAGAGUAUCCUCUGCCCAGGGGUUCUGAGUGUCCCCAGGGCUCAAGGUGGGGCUCCUGGAUUGAGGAUUGACAUCCUGGGCUUUGUCUCCAGAUUCUAGAAGACACCCCUCAUCAGUUGUGAUCCUUGCACCUCUCAACUUUGAUCUGCUUCAAUUCUUACCUCUCCCGCAGGGGUUCAGAAGGUCCCUCUUCAGUCUUGAGUCUCCUGCUAGGGCGGAGGGGCCUGUUCUGAAAAAGAUAAAGGGAGGAAGAAAUGGGAGGAGCCCCAGGAGCUUUUGAAUCCAGAGCUGGGGCUUUCCAGCUUGAAUUGGAAAGCGCAUUGGACAUGCCACUGCAUUCGAGCCUGAGGCAGGAGGAUCGUUGCAAGUUCAAGUCCUGGCUGAUUCCUCUAAAAACAAAACAAAGGCUGGGGUGGAUCUCUGAGUUUUAGACCAGUUGGUCUAAAAUACAAAAAAGCCCCCAACCAAAGGGGUUGGGAGAAUGUAACUGGGUUAGUACAGGUCUUGCCUCUCGUUCACAGUGCCCUGGGUUUAAUCCCCAGCACCAUUUAAGCUGGGUAUGGUGGAUCAGGAGUUCAAACCCAUCUUUGGCUGUAUAGUGAGUGAACUACAUGUGAACUUCCACAAAGGGAGAUAGUUUGGUGAACACUGGGGACAGAUGCAGGAUUCGGGAAGAACCUGAUAUGUGUGGUGGACGGUGGGCAUCCUCACCUGUCCAAAGUGCUGGCUAAUAGGCAGGCGCUGUUGUAGGCGAUCGGAGCGGCUGGUGAGGCUUGGGGUUCUCAGGGAGCCCCCCCUCUGCAGGCCAGAGUCUCCAUCCUGUGAAGGGAUGCACGUGUGGGCUGGGGUCCCACCUCCACUCCCCUGAAUUAUCUGUGGGUGGGAAAUUCACCCUGGGUGGUCUUACCUUAAUCGUGAGCAGGUUCUGCAUACCCUUCAAGCCACUCUUUGCCUGGGUGAUGACCCGACACAGUAUUAGACACAAGUGUUUUCUACCCCCAUUCCACCUUUGUAUCUUCCAAGCUAUGUUUAUACCUUUGAUGCACAAUAUUCCUGGAGGGAGUCACCCUGCCAUAAACCAAAGGUUUGACCAGUGUAUAUAGGAUUAAAAUCAAAUGGACAGAUCUGAAAUGUAAAGGCUGGUCUGAAAGAAUAUUUGAGCUCCAGACCUCCCUCUCCCCACCCCACCCCACCCCAAAACAAUUAAGAAUGGAAGCUAAGUAACAAAAGGUAAUUGAUGGAUCUUGGCUGUCGGA